AUGGUUUAUUUUCAUCCACAUCGUUGUCGAGUAAUUGUAAAACCUGAUAAUAAGCGAAAACUUCACGAGGAGAAUGUUUCUCUGAAUCGAAACCCCUGCUUCACCGACCCACUUCAGCGAAAGUGCAAGAGAACAAAGAGCAUGAAACCCUUCAGAGGUCAGCAGCCAAGAAUGAAUGCAGGAAUGGCUUCAUUAACUCACGUCCAUUAUAAAGUACAUACCUCAACAUUUGGAAGAGUGCAUUCUAGAAACCCAGGAGCCGCCUUUCCUAGUAUUCACAUUAACCAAUCCCGAGUAUGCUGCACAAAGUUAACCCCAUGGGAGUCAUCACCCGUCACAUAUGCUCCUACUGAUAAUCAAAGUGAUAAGCUUUUGCCUCAAAGUGCCAAUAUAUUUGAAACUCUUGAAUCUAGUAAAACAGCUGACUCAUCAACAGCAAAUGCUGAAGGGGUAGUAGAGACAAGAUCUCAACCAGGCCUGGAGCUUCAGCUUUUCAAAUGGCCAUUGUGGCUUCUGGGCCCUUCUGUUCUCCUUGCAACGGGGAUGGUCCCAACACUGUGGUUACCAAUAUCUUCAAUCUUUCUCGGCCCCAAUAUAGCCAGUCUACUUUCCUUAAUUGGACUUGAUUGCUUAUUUAACCUUGGUGCAACCCUUUUUCUCCUUAUGGCUGACGCAUGUUCACGGCCAAAGUAUCCAACAGAAGACUGCAAAAGCAAGGCUCCCUUCAGUUAUCAGUUCUGGAACGUUGUUGCAACUCUUACUGGAUUUAUUAUCCCAUCUUUGUUGAUGUUUGUAUCUCAGAAGGGCUUUCUCCAACCUCAACUACCUUUCAUCCCUUUUGCAGUUCUACUCGGUCCCUAUCUUCUUCUUUUGUCAGUACAGUUUCUGACUGAGGUGUUGACUUGGCAUUGGCAAUCUCCAGUCUGGCUUGUUACCCCUGUCAUUUAUGAGUCUUACCGGAUCUUGCAACUAAUGAGGGGAUUAAAGCUUGGGGUUGAGCUCAGUGCACCAGCAUGGAUGAUGCAUACAAUUAGGGGGCUGGUUUGCUGGUGGGUGCUAAUUCUCGGUCUCCAGUUGAUGAGGGUUGCUUGGUUUGCUGGGGUAAUUGCGCAAGCUCAAAAGCAGCAACAGUCAUACGACUAG
This is a messenger RNA of Sphenostylis stenocarpa, 1143 nucleotides long. NCBI's taxonomy places the organism in Eukaryota, Viridiplantae, Streptophyta, Magnoliopsida, Fabales, Fabaceae. The record is from the annotation of a GenBank genome assembly.